Molecule: messenger RNA, 1056 nt
Organism: Adineta steineri
Lineage: Eukaryota; Metazoa; Rotifera; Eurotatoria; Adinetida; Adinetidae
Source: the annotation of a GenBank genome assembly
AUGGCACAUACUCUUUUUACCUCUUGUAUUUUUAUUGUUAUUUCAACAACAAUAAAUGCUUUUAUAUUCAGUAAAGAUGGACUUUUUCUCGUACCAUCAGUAGCUUUUCGAGAUCGUUCAUCACCAUCUGAUUGGACUUUAUACAAUCAAGGAUGGUAUUAUGAAGAAAGUCCGAUCAAAGCAUUAAUGAUGGAAAAAUCUUUAGAACUUGUUGUUCAAAAAGAUUUAGAUCGAAAUCGUGUUAAAAUGUUUACUGCAGAAGGUAAAGAGAAGAAAAAUUUAUGUAUUGAUGGUCUUGCUCGAUCGAUGUGUACUGUAACUGAUGAUGAAGGACGUAUUAAAAAUACUUUUACAAUGACAAAUCAAGAAAUUGAAUUAUUUCGUCAACCAGGUGGUGCCGGUGGUAAAGUUUUAUUUCAAGCAUCAGUACCAAAGAAAACUAUUAAAACAACAGGUGAAAUAUUUUUAUGUGAUGACAAUGGUAUGACAUUCAUAAGUGAUAUUGAUGAUACAGUCAAAAUAACUGGUGUAACAUCAUCAACACAAACACUUAUUAAUACAUUUAGUGGUGAUUUUAAACCAGUACCAGGAAUGGCUGAAAUUUAUCGAUAUUGGCAAAAUCAAUAUAACGCAACAUUUGCUUAUUUAACAGCAUCACCCGAUCAACUUUAUCCAUUUUUAAGAGAAUUUUUUGAUCGUGAACAAUUUCCAUCUGGUUCAGCACAUAUGAGACAUUUUACUUGGUUUGAUGUUAAUUUCAUUUCAUUUUUUAUGUCGUCAAAUUAUGCGAAAAAGAAAACGGAAACAUUAGAAAUGUUCUUACAAAAUACACGUAAUCGUAAAUUUGUUUUACUUGGUGAUAUUUUUCAAAAAGAUUCAGACAUCUAUGCUGGUAUUUAUGCUCAAUAUCCUGAUCGUAUUGCAAAAAUUUUUAUUCGAAAAUAUCCAGAUGAUAUUGAUGGACAACAACGACUUGAAACAGUAUUUAAAGAUAUACCACGUGAAAAAUGGGCAACAUUUGAAACAGGUGCUGAUUUACCACGGAUUAUUUUUUAA